Molecule: messenger RNA, 768 nt
Organism: Cornus florida
Lineage: Eukaryota; Viridiplantae; Streptophyta; Magnoliopsida; Cornales; Cornaceae
Exons: 2
Coding region: 1-768 (255 amino acids)
Source: RefSeq, a predicted model, not a curated record
AUGGCGGUUUUGAAAAUGGCAGUCGUGGUGGUUUUGGCUUUGGGUACAAAGAAGUUCGCGAUCUGGAUUACCAUUUCGGCUUUGUUGCUAAUGUUUUUGGAAUUUGCUAGCAAGCAAUUGCCUAAAUUAUUCAAACAGUGUUUGAAUUCGCAGAAGUCAUUCAAUUUGCUGAUCCAACGGCUGCGAAACAGUCACGACAAGGUGGUGGACAAAGAAGUGACUAGGGUUUUGAAGCUGCCAAUUGAACAAGAGACUGGUGUCUCUGCUUUCUCUGUUUUAGUUAGUCGUGAGUUGAAUCCACUAGUUGAAGAAAUUGAGAUUGUACAACCAAACUCUGAAUUUGAAAUGAGUGAUUGCAACAGGAAAUGGGGAUGUGAAAAAUUGGAUACAAAUAAGGGGGUUAGUGAGAAGCAAGAGGAUCAUACAAGUGAUGUAGUGGAACUCAAAAGAGUAGUCAUAUCUGAAGAACAAGAACAAGAAGAAGAAAACAAGGACGUAUCAUUAUUGUUUUCAUCAAGUGUUGUGAUUUGUUGUUCUGGUGAAUUGUUGCUUUCGGAGGUGCAAGAAAUUGCAGUUAGGGAAGAGGAGAAGAGGGAAACACAGAGAAAUUCAGGGUAUAUCAUUCUCUUUCUGAUUGUUCUUGUUGGACUUUUGGGAGGUCGAAGUUUGGCGCUUGUAAUUACCUUCUCAUGGUGUUUGAUGCUGAAAUUGCUAAGGAGACUUCAACUAGGUGACGGUGAUCAGCUCUCUUGUCAAAAAUCUAGUUAG